[Torrubiella] hemipterigena is the source of this 966-nucleotide messenger RNA. NCBI's taxonomy places the organism in Eukaryota, Fungi, Ascomycota, Sordariomycetes, Hypocreales, Clavicipitaceae. The record is from the annotation of a GenBank genome assembly.
AUGUCGGCUCUCCCAAUAGAGCAACUUUUACUACCAACACCCUCUGGCAACCUAGAAGUGCUUACUUGCACGCCACCCAGUUCCAAGACCAAUCAAGCUCCUAUUUUAUGUCUACACGGCGCUUAUUGCUCAGCAAGUGACUAUCGCAACUUCCUCUCAUACUUUGCUUCCCAUGGUUACCCUUCGUAUUCGCUCUCUAUCCGAGGCCAUGGACAGUCGUGGAGCCAGUCCUGGCUUACCAAGAACCUUUUUACCACAUUGGACGACUAUGUUGCAGACAUAACUGCCGCCCUGAAUGUUAUCGCUGGGCGCCAUCCAAACAAGUCACCGCCCAUACUCAUGGGUCAUUCCUUUGGAGGAGGCCAACUUCAGUAUCUAUUGGGCCAGCUCGGCUCGGGUAGGCUCCCGUCGCGCGAUAUCGCUGGCCUGGUACUUCUCGCUGCAGCGCCGCUAUCUGGUGGUGGUAAGGAGAUCAUGGCAAACUGGGAACUCGUUGAGGCAGGUCCAGAAGGAUAUAAGCAUAUCUGGAGCCCUCGUGCGCAGCUGCAUACCGCAGACCAAGUGAGGGCUGCCUUUUUCCACGACAAGACCGAGAACAAGGUAAUUGACUACUGGCUGGAAAAGUGCAAGACGCCGUUAGAGGGGAUACGCAUCGGUCUGAGCGUAAUGUGGCCCUUUGCUACAGCGGAGGAUGUCUUGUCGGGAUUGUGUGGCCUUGAGUCAAAGCCAAAACGCAAGGUGCUGUGCGUUACCGGGGACAGGGACCGUCUGACACCACCUUCAAUGGCUGAAGAGAACGCAAAGGCCUAUGCAGAAGCUUUAACAAAGCAAGGACAUAGUGAAGUAUCUGGUGAAACGAUAUGCAACACUGUGGUUGCAGAAUGUGCCCAUCACCUUGCCAUGGAUGUUGGAUGGGAGAGGUGCGCAGAAACAAUUAUAAAUUGGAUAGAGGGGAACAAUAUCUGA